GGCCGGGGCGCAGUGCGCAGGCGGGGCCGCCCCUUCCUGCCGGCGGGCGGGGGGGCGAGGGGAGGAGCGGCGCGGGAGAGUGGGGAGCGCGGCCCCGCCCGCGCGAUGGAGGUCAGCCACUCCGUCAAGGAGCGCACCAUCGCCGAGAACAGCCUGGUCAUCCUGCUGCAGGGCCUGCGCGGCCACGUCACCACCGUGGACCUCCGCGAUGAGAGCACGGCCACGGGGCGCGUCAUCAACGUGGACGCCUUCAUGAACGUGCGCCUGGCCGAGGUGACCUUCACGGACAGGCAGGGCGCCGUGUCCCGCCUGGACGAGCUCUUCGUGACCGGCAGGAACGUCCGCUACGUCCACAUCCCCGACGAGGUGGACAUCAGGGCCACCAUCGAGCGGCAGCUGCAGGCCAUCCACCGGGUCCGCUACUUCGGGGGCCGCGACAAGGGCAGGAAGGAGUUCCCUCGUGCCAAGCACAAGUGAGCCCCCGGCCCUGCCUGCCCCUUCAGCCAGACUGCCAGCCGCCUCGCACAGCCCACCCGGGGACUCGGGGCUCUGCUGCUCCCCUGGCCGGCGCCCACGGGGGAGCAGGGAUAUCUUUUCUAAUGAAUAACCCCACGUAAAAGGGUCUGUGAUCUCUCA
Molecule: messenger RNA, 636 nt
Organism: Phalacrocorax carbo (great cormorant)
Lineage: Eukaryota; Metazoa; Chordata; Aves; Suliformes; Phalacrocoracidae
Source: RefSeq, a predicted model, not a curated record